UCCAAACAGCACACCUGCCGGCGGUCCCAGCGCAACCCGGCGGGAGGAGCGGACAUGAGGUUGGCAGGCCCCCUCCGCAUUGUGGCCCUAGUCAUCACUGUGGGUCUCACCUGGAUCAUAGUCAGCAUCCUCCUGGGUGGGCCUGGCAGUGGCUUUCCUCGCAUCCAGCAACUCUUCACCAGCCCAGAGAGCUCAGUGACUGCAGAACCACGGGCCAGGAAGUACAAGUGCGGUCUACCCCAGCCGUGUCCUGAGGAGCACCUGGCCUUCCGCAUGGUCAGCGGGGCUGCCAACGUCAUUGGGCCUAAGAUCUGCCUCGAGGACAAGAUGCUCAUGAGCAGUGUCAAGGACAAUGUGGGUCGUGGGCUGAACAUCGCCCUGGUGAAUGGGGUCAGCGGUGAGCUCAUUGAGGCCCGGGCCUUUGACAUGUGGGCCGGAGAUGUCAACGAUCUGUUGAAGUUUAUUCGGCCGCUGCACGAAGGCACUCUGGUGUUUGUGGCAUCCUACGACGACCCAGCCACCAAGAUGAAUGAAGAGACCAGAAAGCUUUUCGGCGAGCUGGGCAGCAGGAAUGCCAAGGAGCUGGCCUUCCGGGACAGCUGGGUGUUUGUGGGGGCCAAGGGCGUGCAGAACAAGAGCCCCUUUGAGCAGGCAAGGGGGCGAGUGCCCCAAGAGCACACAGUUGGUCAACAUGGCAUAAGGGGACUGAAAGCCUGGUCCCUGGCCUGCUUCUGUCUGCUGUCUCAGAGGACUGAGGCCAUGACUUCCUGCUCCCCUGGCCCGCAGCAUGUGAAGAACAGUAAACACACCAACAAGUAUGAAGGCUGGCCCGAGGCACUGGUGAUGGAAGGCUGCAUCCCACGGAGGAGCACAGCCAGCUAGCACAGCUGGGUGCCAGGACCAGGCCGAGGGAGGCCCAGGCCGAGGGAGGCGUAUGCACUGCCCAGCAGGCCACAGGUGACAGCACCAGCGCAGGGCUGAGGCUCACACCCCAUGCCCGGGCAGGAGCGCUCCCUUGCCCCAACAUAUAAGGGCUCCGAGGUGGUGACCAGAAUGUGGCCUCAAGGUGGUGGGGGCUGUAGGGGCCAGCCCUGUCAGACUUUGUCACAUGACCCCAGGUGCCCAUCUCUUUCUUUUCCUAAAGCUGCUCCCCCUGGUCAGUCCCCACCCAGCCCUUUUCUCCUCUUGUCCCUCAUGCCAUCUUCCCGAUUCCCAAGUGCCCUAGCUGGAAGGGCCCUGGGUGCUCACCCUCUCUCUGUACAAGUCGGGUAGCAGCCACCUGACAGGUUGGGCCAUCUUCCAGAACCUCUCCCAGAGCCACUCACUGCACUGCAGGCUAAACCUAUUUUCGGUGUGAUUCCUUCUGGUAAGCCAAACCUACUGGCCACUCCAUGAACCUGCCUGCCUCCUGCCUGGCACUCAGCAGGAAGGGCCUCCUUUGGAGCAGGCUAGCCUGGGGUGGUGGAGUAGCCGGAGCCUGAUCACAGUCCCUAACGCAGCAUGUGGCGGCUCCUGCAGUUUGUCAGAGGGCCCACCUUCUAGAUGACCUUUUAAUAAAUCAAUGGCCCCCAAUGGA
Molecule: messenger RNA, 1576 nt
Organism: Propithecus coquereli (Coquerel's sifaka)
Lineage: Eukaryota; Metazoa; Chordata; Mammalia; Primates; Indriidae
Gene: FAM3A
Product: family with sequence similarity 3, member A
Exons: 9
Coding region: 55-882 (275 amino acids)
Source: RefSeq, a predicted model, not a curated record